AUGGAAACUGGGAAGAUUGAAGUGAAGGCGUUAGAAGUGGAAACACUGAAUAAAUCUUCUGAAGACAUUCCAUUUAGAAUGAAAGAAAGGACCGGGGUUCAUGAAAAACGUGGUCUAGAGUACAGAUAUCUUCAGUUAAGACAAGAUGAUUUCCAAAACCGUCUACGCUUCCGUUCCGAUUUCCUGCGCAAAAUCCGCAACUUUCUUUGUGAAGAAAGAGGUUUGUCCAUAAUAAUGAUACCUAGGUCUAGGGGUGCUCAAGAAUUCCUUGUACCAACCCAGCUCCGUGGAAAGUUCUAUUCGCUACCACAGAGUCCGCAACAAUUUAAGCAGUUGUUAAUGGUCGCUGGGAUUGAUCGGUACAUGCAAAUCGCUCGCUGCUUCCGCGAUGAACUUGGCCGACCAGACAGGCAACCGGAAUUCACCCAACUAGAUAUUGAAGCGUCUUUUGUGAAUCGAGAAGAUAUAUAUGAAGUUGUAGAGGCGGCGCUAACCGCUACGUGGUCAGUCGUCUGUAAAUAUAAUAAUUAUGACGAAAGUCUCGAAACACCAUUUCCACGAAUGUCGUUUGACGAAGCCAUGCAGCGUUACGGUACUGACAAGCCAGACGUCCGUUUCGAAAUGGAGCUUGAGGAUUCUUACGACUCAGAGGCUUCGCCGUUCGCUUUUUUCAUUAUUCCUGCCAAUUACGACCUUUCAAUUUUGCUGUAUGACAACUUAAAGUCCAAUGGUGGAGCCAAAUCAAUGGCUCUUUCUCACCUCAAGCCUGGCGAAGUCGCGGUCUUGGCACGUGGUGUAGACCAUCCCUGGCGGAAGGCCUUGGGCACGGCUCGAGUUCUCGUGGCCAAGCAACUAGAGCUGAGAGGUAUGCAAAUCUACAAGCCUGGUUUCUUCUUCCUCUGGAUUGAAAACUUUCCCUUGUUCUCCAGGAAUGAAAAUGAUACGGCCUUUCGAGGAUACGACUUAAGUCUUAAAUUAUCGGCUUACAAGGUUCAUGGCCAGCACUCCGACCUCGUUUGCAACGGUCAAGAAGUUGGUGGAGGCUCCGUUCGAAUUCAUCAAACUGACGUGCAGCGAUACGUUCUCGAGGAGAUCCUUCAAGAGGACUCAGAGCCGCUCAGACACUUGCUCCAAGCCCUUUCAUUUGGAGCUCCACCACAUGGCGGAAUAGCCCUAGGAAUAGACCGCCUGCUGGCCCUCUUCUCCGGUGUGCAAUCCAUCCGCGAUGUAAUCGCCUUCCCUAAAACUUCAGGUGGACGCGACCCCCUCUCCGGCAGUCCUGCUGCUGUUGCAGAGACCGAGCUUGAACGCUACUUCAUUCAAGUUCGUGACACCGCCGACCCGACUUCCUCUUAA
This is a messenger RNA of Mesocestoides corti, 1356 nucleotides long. Lineage: Eukaryota; Metazoa; Platyhelminthes; Cestoda; Cyclophyllidea; Mesocestoididae. The record is from the annotation of a GenBank genome assembly.